Messenger RNA from Quercus robur (English oak), 716 nucleotides. RefSeq names its product (S)-ureidoglycine aminohydrolase-like. The record is from RefSeq and is a predicted model, not a curated record. Gene Ontology annotation, molecular function: ureidoglycine aminohydrolase activity. Lineage: Eukaryota; Viridiplantae; Streptophyta; Magnoliopsida; Fagales; Fagaceae. The coding region runs from base 192 to 707 and encodes 171 amino acids. The transcript is spliced from 10 exons.
GGAGAGAUCCUAUAGUCAUCUGAAUUCUUUUUGGGUUCUUAUUGCUAGACUUGCCAGGUUUCACACGCAGUGUUUAUAAAAGAGAUCAUGCUUUAAUAACACCAGAAAGCCAAGUAUUCAGUCCUUUACCUGAGUGGACUAAUACAUUGGGAGCAUACUUAAUUACACCGGCAAUUGGCUCAAACUUUGUAAUGUAUCUAGCAAAAAUGCAAGGGAAUUCAAAAUCAGGACUCCCACCAUCUGAUGUUGAGAGGUUCAUAUUUGUGGUUCAAGGUGCUGUGUCUCUCACCAAUAUUUUUGGUGUUAGCCAUGAACUGAUGGUUGAUUCAUAUGCUUAUCUACCUCCUAAUUUUCAACAUUCACUCAAUUGUGAUGCAUCUGCUACUCUUGUGGUAUUUGAGAGAAGGUAUGCCUCUCUGGAAAAGUAUGUCACUGAGCAGAUUGUCAGUUCAACAAAAAAACAGCCACUCUUUGAAACUCCAGGAGAAAUCUUUGAAAUUAGGAAGCUUCUCCCCACAUCUUUGCCAUAUGACUUCAAUAUCCAUAUCAUGGAUUUUCAACCAGAAGAAUGUCUUAAUGUGAAGGAGGUGCAUUACAAUCAGCAUGGUAUGUUGCUUUUAGAGGGACAGUGCAUUUAUCGUUUGGUUGAUAGCUGGUAUCCGGCUGAAGCUGGUGAUGUCAUUUGGAUGGCUCCAUUUGUGCCAUAAUGGUAAGUU